CGUGAACCGAUCGAUCCGAACGUCACAUCCAUGGAAUUUUUCGCGAAUCUGUCAGUACUACACCGAUUGUGGAUCGGACAUUUUCUUUUUCGUAAAUACGUGUAGAUAACAGAAAGUUAAUUUCCAGUUUAAAAAUUUAGUUUUUCGUUGAUUUUUAGCAGGAAUCAUGGAUUUUUGUAAACUUCUACAUAAGGCUCAGAAAAACGAGCAAACUAGCAGCGGUGCGCCGAGGUACUACAGUACAAAAUUUGAGCCUCCAAAAAAAAUAAAAAAGGAGAAAAAAGAUCUGUCGGAGAACAUCAAGAAGUUCUUGGCCAAAAAGGAAGCCGAAGAGCAAAAAAAGUUGGAUGAAGCCCAACGAAAAAAGGAGGAUCUACUCGCCCUUAGGUCACAGGACAAAAAAGCUACACGCAGGGUAAACGUGAUGUUAAAAAGAACCAAAUCGGCUAACCAGUCGGUCAUUCAGGAUGCGGUCGACCAAACUCACACGGCAGUGACCAGUUCCGGUCCGGAACAACCGGACGAAGAUGAUUACGGGUACGUUUCUCAAGAAGCUUCCGCUCUGUAUGAAAAAAUGAUGGAAAAGUACAGUCAAAUGCCGGUGGAACCCAAGUACAAUAUGUUCAAAAAGAAAGUAAGUACCAAUUUGAGUAGUACUAAAGACAGAGUGAAGGCCGCACUAGACAAAGAAAGAGAGGAAGCGAUGAUGCCCCACAGAAGAAAACGGAAGAGCAAACAAGAGGGUGUGGCUGCUGAGGAGAAUAAAGAUGAUGAUGGAAGUCCUGAGAGGAAGAAGACUUGCGGUGCAGAUGCACCGUCUUCUUCUUUAAAGGAAAAGGAGAAAGUUAAGCCUAAACCCAGACCAGCGGGGCCACCUCCUGUCAGUUUUACUGAACUUUUGAAAAUCGCCGCUCAAAAACAACACGAACCAAUCGUGAUCGAAGAAAAAGUGGUGGAAGAAGAACGCUUAUACACGAAACGGCAAAGACAAGAGAUGGAGCGAGAGCGUUUACUACGAGAGCGAAAAGAACAGCGAGAAAAAGAAUACGAGGAGCGCGCGAAAAACCCCAAUAAACCAAUCAUCAAACCUACUUCGAGCGGUAGCGGGAGCUCGAUAUUGGAAAAACAAUUAACGAAAAAAGUUUCAUUUGAUAACGGCGAUAAGGACAAUAAAAACAGACCGAAACUCGAGAAAGAUCGAAUCCCGAUGAAGCAAGAAAAGCAGCCCUCAAAUGACGGUCUUAAGAAGCCACCCAAUCAAUUACAGAAUAAGUCAAUUAGUCAAAAAAGCGAUGACAAUCGGCCGAGUAAAGGGGAGAACAGAGGGAAAAUCAAUGGUUUUAACGGUGGAAAACCGGUGGCUAAUGGUAGUAGUAAACCCAGUUUACCAUCGAGUAAAGCUAGCGAUCAACGGAUGACAAAAACACUGCCAAGUACCGGAGCUAGCAAAGAGAUGGCGGCGAGAAAGGACUUCUUACAAAAGAAGCCUAAUCAGGUUGCCAAUGGAAAGCCCAAGGAGUUCCCGCCAAGGGAUUUAAUUCCAAAGGGUAAACCAAAAGAAUUCCCGCCGCGAGAUCUCAAGCCCAAACAGUUCCCACCAGCUGACGUUAAAAGGCUCAACAAGAAGAAACCAAUCGUCGCUAGUAGAGGUCGGAUUAUUGAUGACGACGACGACGACGAAUACGAUUCAGAACUGGACGAUUUUAUUGAUGAUGGAGAUGCGGACGUGGACGUGUCCAGUUGCAUCAAAGAAAUCUUCGGUUACGACAAAUCGCGGUACAGGGAUCACGACGAUGACGUCGAUAACAUGGAAAGUACUUUCGCCCAACAGAUGAGAGAGGAGGUGGUUAGCGCUAAAAUUGGUAUAAUGGAAGAUCUCGAAGAUAUGAAAAAAGAAGAGGAAGAGAAGCGGCGGAAGGCUUUAAUGAAAAAGAAGAUGAGACGUUAACGUCUAUUUCAAUUUAAUUGUGAAUUAAUUUAUUUAUCCUCCAGUUUGUUUAGAUCAUUUUAACAGUUUUGUUGUUUUUGUACAUUUUUUAUAUGUAAGUUAUUAUUGUAGGUACGUCAACAAUUUUUUAGCAUGUAUAUAUUGUGAUAAUUAUUAUAAGAUGUAAAAAGUAUAGGAAUACAUUAUAUAUAAUAACUUUUAUAAAGCGAACUUUUUGUUUCCGUGUUUAAAAAAAAAAGUAUUUUUUAUGCAAUAUUUGUAAAUAGGACAAUUAAUAUAACAGUUUAUAUCCUGUUAAA
This is a messenger RNA of Anthonomus grandis grandis, 2247 nucleotides long. Its product is annotated as protein SPT2 homolog. Gene Ontology annotation, cellular component: nucleolus. Bases 167 to 1948 code for a protein of 593 amino acids. Gene Ontology annotation, molecular function: DNA binding; histone binding. NCBI's taxonomy places the organism in Eukaryota, Metazoa, Arthropoda, Insecta, Coleoptera, Curculionidae. The record is from RefSeq and is a predicted model, not a curated record. Gene Ontology annotation, biological process: regulation of DNA-templated transcription; nucleosome assembly. The transcript is spliced from 7 exons.